AUGGAGGAGCAAGAAAACUCCAUACCGCAGAUUGAUCCUCUCGACAAGGAAAUCGCAUCUUUAAAGAAGCGAGUCGCCGCCAUGCAGAAACGACUCCAGAUUGAAUGCUCCACCAUCCUCUCCUCCACGCCGAUACAAAACAUAAUCCAAGAGGCCUCUUCGACCUCAUCCUCCUCCUUGCUGAAAUCCACUCUCGCCACCAAGCAACCCGACACGGCCUCCUCCCUUCAGAAACGCUCCGCCCAGCAGGCCGCCUACAUGCAGCAGUGCACGUACCGCAUCGCCGCGCCCAUCACCGCCUUCAAGAUCCGCGAUCCGGACCCCAACGCCGUCGACGGCGGCCACGUCCUCGGCAUCCGCUUCGAGGUCAUGUCCCAGGGCCACUUCCUGCGCCCGUACUACGUCAUGUUCAACCGCCCGUACCCGGACUCCGCACACCUCCGCGUCCACCGCCACACCGUGCCGCCUGCCAUCCCCGUCGGCGGGCUCGCGGCGCGGCACCUGCCGCCGCCGCGCUCCGUGGACGCGCAGCAGCAGCAGACGACGCAGGAUCUGGAUCGCUUCGCCAGAGCCAUGCGCAGAGAGAUUGUGCGCUUCCACAAUCGCCUCGGCCUCACGGCGGACCUGCGCAAGACGGUUGGCCUGCAGCGCAAGAGCAGAGGCGCGGGAGCUGCGGUCGCGCCGAAGGAUGUUGUCGAGGCGGGCAUCGCGGACGUCGAGGCCAAGCACGUCAAGCUCGCGUGGGCGGACGGCCGCAGCGGCCGCAUCCUGAUGGACCAGGACGGCAAGGUGGAAAAGUUUGUCGUCUUCGGGCCCGAGGGGCGAGAUUGGAGGAUGACGAGAUUGUUGUUUGAUCCAAGAGAUGGCGUGGAUGAUAUAGCGAGGAAACUACGGCGUUAUGCGGAGACGUGA
Messenger RNA from Akanthomyces muscarius, 912 nucleotides. RefSeq lists its product as uncharacterized. The record is from RefSeq and is a predicted model, not a curated record. The coding region runs from base 1 to 912 and encodes 303 amino acids. Lineage: Eukaryota; Fungi; Ascomycota; Sordariomycetes; Hypocreales; Cordycipitaceae. The transcript has 2 exons. Gene Ontology annotation, cellular component: Mis6-Sim4 complex; kinetochore.